Lactuca virosa is the source of this 974-nucleotide messenger RNA. NCBI's taxonomy places the organism in Eukaryota, Viridiplantae, Streptophyta, Magnoliopsida, Asterales, Asteraceae. The record is from the annotation of a GenBank genome assembly.
AUGCGCGUGUGCUGCGCCGCGCAGCACGAAGAGGCUUAUCAUUUGAUUGUAUUGGCCCAACAAAAAAUCUUAAAGUAUUUUUUUCCAAAGCCUUUUACCAUUACGUCUUUUUCGAGUUCCGAAUCGAAUCGGUCGUCGCCUCGUCGUAAAGGAAUUGGAACCUCAAACGAUCAAAGUCGUGACUCCAAUUUAGUAAAAAGAAAAAGAAAAUACCGUGCCCUAGCUCUCUUCUUACUGAGCGACGAACGCACGCCUCACCAACGUACGCCACACCAUCGUCUGCCAUCUCCGGCCACACCUCCAGCCGGCGAGUCCACCUCUGGCCACACCAGACGGGGGAGACUCCACCUCCGUCUAUAUAUUCAGCCGGCGUUCCUUCUCAGGUGUAAAAUAUCAAUUAAGGGAGAGCUCGAGGCUCUUUUCUUAGAUAAGAUUAUCAAAGAUUUGGGACUUUGCAUAUCUGUUUAUGAUAUCCAGUCAAUUGAUGGUGGUUUUAUCUUUGCCAAUGAGGGUGCUCCAACCUACACAGUGAAAUUCAGGCUGAUAAUAUUUCAACCCUUUGUAGGAGAAAUUAUAUCUGCAAAACUUAAAGAAUCUAACGCUGAUGGUAUACGCUUAUCAGUUGGAUUUUUUGAUGAUAUAUACAUACCAGAGUUCCUACUGCCAAGUCCUAUCAGUGCUGAACCUGACUCAGAAAACAAGAACCAAGUUAAAUGGAUAUGGAAAUAUGAUGGUGCAGAAUAUCUUAUAGAUGGAUAUGAUGAGAUUAGGUUUCGAGUUCAUAAGGUUAAGUUUCCUGAAAUCCCAAAAGAGCAAAAAGAUUCAAAGCCAUUUGCACCUAUGGUGGUCAUUGGGUCGCUUGUGUGUGAAGCGGGUUUGGGGCCCGUUUCGUGGUGGGUCUAGUUCAAAUUUCGUCUUUUUUCAGAAUGAAUAUACCGGGCUUAAUUAGUACAGAAAUUGUCAAACUACUGUUG